GUGAAAAUUUUCGUACUGGUUUUCUUGGCACUAACCGAGACGAAUGACAACGCUAAACGACUAUAUGAUGACCUGAUGAGAAACAGUGGAUACAACAAACUUAUCAGACCCGUCGGAAAUACGUCAGACAAACUUACUGUCAAACUGGGAAUGCGUCUGUCGCAGCUAAUAGAUAUGGAUGAGAAGAACCAAGUGAUGACUACCAACGUUUGGCUAAGACAGGAAUGGUGUGACAGAAAGCUCAAGUGGACUCCAGAUGAAUACGGUGGAGUAGACAAGCUAUACGUUCCAUCUGAUCAAAUCUGGCUUCCUGAUAUAGUGCUGUACAACAAUGCAGAUGGAAAUUACGAGGUGACUCUAAUGACUAAAGCGACACUUCACUACAACGGUAAGGUCGUUUGGGAGCCGCCAGCUAUAUACAAAAGUUCGUGUCCCAUUGACGUGGAAUUUUUCCCCUUUGACAUCCAAAACUGCAAAUUGAAAUUUGGAACGUGGACGUACGACGGCGACCAGGUGGACCUCGUCCAUAUCUGUGCACAGGGCAACGAACCCAACGUUGUCGUGGAAAGUGGGGUUGAUCUCAGAGACUUCUACCCGAGCGUGGAAUGGGAUAUUUUGGAAGUGUCGGCGAUUAAGAACACUCGUAAGUACCCGUGUUGCACGGAGCCGUAUCCAGACAUCACGUUCGAGGUGACGAUGCGCAGACGAACUCUGUUCCACACGGUGAACCUGAUCAUCCCGUGCGUGGCGAUCUCUUUCCUGACAGUCCUCGUCUUCUACCUCCCGUCAGACUCCGGCGAGAAGACGACGCUCUGUAUAUCCAUCCUCCUCACUCUCACCGUCUUCUUCCUUCUGUUGGCGGAAAUAAUCCCUCCCACAUCCAUAGUGGUCCCACUGAUCGGAAAGUAUCUUCUGUUUACAUUGAUUCUCGUGACUCUCUCGAUCAUCGUGACUGUAAUAGUUCUAAAUGUCCACUUUCGUUCACCUUCAACACACAGCAUGGCGCCCUGGGUGAGAAGAGUGUUCCUAAACAUCCUCCCAAAACUGUUGCUGAUGCGAAGACCUCACCAUGAGUACGACUGCACGUCCAAAGGUAUGGUAAAGUCAUGUAAUGGCCUUGAACUUCAAAAUGCUCCUCAUGACCCGAGACGCGUUGGAAGGAACAAUGUUCUGGAAAUAGCGCCUACACACUAUCACAGGACUCUGCAGGAGGAGCUGCUAGUGGUGCAGCGUGAACUCUCUCCUACGAAACGCAGCAGAUUCUAUUCUAAAGAGGUGGAAGAUGCUCUGGAAGCUGUCAGUUUUAUAGCACAACACAUGAAACUUGAAGAUCACACAUCAGCCAUUGAAGAGGACUGGAAGUACGUGGCCAUGGUGUUAGACCGCAUGUUUCUGUGGAUCUUCACCACAGCGUGCGUGGUGGGCACGUUCGGGAUCAUCCUCCAGGCGCCCUCGCUCUAUGACCAACGAGAACCUCUGACGUCAUCAGACUUCGCUGACAGCUGCUAUCAGGCGUACACGUCUAGAUGA
Messenger RNA from Gigantopelta aegis, 1530 nucleotides. RefSeq names its product acetylcholine receptor subunit alpha-like. Gene Ontology annotation, molecular function: acetylcholine-gated monoatomic cation-selective channel activity; transmembrane signaling receptor activity. The transcript is spliced from 5 exons. The record is from RefSeq and is a predicted model, not a curated record. Gene Ontology annotation, cellular component: postsynaptic membrane; synapse; neuron projection. NCBI's taxonomy places the organism in Eukaryota, Metazoa, Mollusca, Gastropoda, Neomphalida, Peltospiridae. The coding region runs from base 76 to 1530 and encodes 484 amino acids. Gene Ontology annotation, biological process: regulation of membrane potential; monoatomic ion transmembrane transport; chemical synaptic transmission.